AUGGGUAUCUUUGAUAUCCGACUUGGGGAUAACGGCAUUCGCUUCCGCCUUCAAUAUUUGUUGGCUAUGAGAGAGAAAGAAAAGAUCCCUGAUUCGGCCAUCAAGUCCCUCAGGAAGUAUUUGACUAAACUUGACCCCAAGCAUGUUUUGAGAGAGUGUUCCGAGGUUUUACCAGCAGACUAUCAAGGAGACCCACAGAACCUUCCCAGAAAGGUUGGAGAACAUCCUGACGUUCUUAUCCGUCUCAUCUUGCUUUACGCCUACCUUCGCUCUCCGGAAAGAGCUGCCAACAGUGGAACUCCUCGAGGGGAAGUCAGACCCAGCCGAACCAUCAUUAACCUUCUCUGGUGGGUUUUCGUCAAGUAUGCGUACCAGAACACCGAGCCACUCUACUUGCCCCAGGCUAUCAAGCUUCUUACGAAAUAUGAGGAAUGGUUCAUCCCUCUCCUGAAAGAAAACUGGGAGGAGGAUCCCGACAGAUGUUGUGAUAUUAUGAUGGGAUGGUUCUUGAACGGUCUCGAGAAGUAUGGUACGUUAGUUCGCCAUACUGAACCGCAAAACCACCCGGUUAUGCGUCAGCUCUUCCGCCACAAGGUUGGCAUCGAGGUAGCCAUCAGCUUGCUUGACUACCAACAUCAGGAUGAUCGCAUCCCAAUCUUCGAUCCUAACAAGGACCGUGUCAUCAUCUCGGCAUACACCUUGUUCUACUAUGCUGUGAAGGUUAGCCAAAAGUAUCAUGACGAGGAAGUCAUCAUGGCGACCAUCAAGACGAUGGCGGGGACGUUUUUGAACGUCAACUACUUCGACGUCCCGGAGGACUACAGAGCAAAGGGGUACGAUGGGCUCCGAAAGAUGGGGAUGGAGCUUCUGGGUGCGGCCAACGAGGCCGCCCUAGAGAACGCUGCGAUGAAGUGUCGCACCGAAACCGGAUGGAACAACAUCCGGGACACUUUGGUCAGCUUGUACGAACGCUGCCGCCGGUGUGCCGAGCACGCCUUCAACCCUCCCCCGAACAUCAACGGGGACCACUACCAGGAGAUCAUUAAGAGGUUCAAUGACUCCGCCGUUUGCAUCACGCAGGUGCUCGAGCUCCUGCUUAUCCUCAUCCCACGCGAUCGCCUGAUGCGCCUUCGCCUUCGCCACUACGACACGACGACGACGAUCUGCAAGCUGAUCGACAUCUUCGUGUCCAAGCCGGACACGGCUCCGGGGUCACACAGGCGUGUGACCCCAGUCGCGGCCUUCUCGCGGGUCCCCAAGCCCGCCCGUGAAAACUUGGGGCAGAUGAUGAAGUGCUGUGCAAAAUACUUGCAGGCACUGUACAGGGAGUGGUCCGCCGAUGAUGUCGUCAGCGGCGAGAUGAUGGUCCAGAGGGACAUCAUCUUGGAGUUGGCGGCGGAGGGGGACGUGGCGGGGGAGUUGUUGUUGCGGGCCGAGAGGGCCACCCGUUUUUAA
Orbilia oligospora ATCC 24927 is the source of this 1455-nucleotide messenger RNA. RefSeq lists its product as uncharacterized. The record is from RefSeq and is a predicted model, not a curated record. The transcript has 5 exons. NCBI's taxonomy places the organism in Eukaryota, Fungi, Ascomycota, Orbiliomycetes, Orbiliales, Orbiliaceae. The coding region runs from base 1 to 1455 and encodes 484 amino acids.